UGUGGUUACCUUCACAAACUCUAACAGUAACAACAUGCGUCUUACAAGUCGGCUACUUCAGUCCUUUCCGUCCCGGAUCACCUUUUUCAGGCGUGAAGGCUGUGGUCUGUGUGUUCAGGCAAGAUCCGUCUUGUCCGAUGUCUGGGACCGCCGGCCUUUCGAGUACAAGGAAGUCGACAUUGUCAAGCCAGAGUCUAAGGCCUGGAGAGAUCUCUAUGACUUUGAUGUUCCAGUGAUUCACAUCAGCAAGGCUCAAGCCCCAGAAGAAGACCCCCAACUCUCCUCCAAGGCCGUCAAGUUGAUGCACCGCUUCACGGUCGAGCAAGUUGAAACUAAAAUGAAUCAAGUCGAAGAGUCAUGA
Messenger RNA from Neurospora tetrasperma FGSC 2508, 361 nucleotides. RefSeq lists its product as uncharacterized. Bases 35 to 361 code for a protein of 108 amino acids. Lineage: Eukaryota; Fungi; Ascomycota; Sordariomycetes; Sordariales; Sordariaceae. The transcript has 2 exons. The record is from RefSeq and is a predicted model, not a curated record.